UGUAAAAUAUCUAUACUUGUAUUAUAUAAAAGGAAAAUGUUCGAAGAAAAUAAAUUCAGUAUAGGAUUCCAGCAGGCACCAGCGCCAUAAAAGUACUGGAAAGAGUAUUGAGUAUUGAGUUGCGAUGGACCAGAAAAAGGGUAGCAUGGCUAUAUGGGCCGUUUUCAUUGUGAUGACGACCUGGGUGUCAACGUCUCAAGCCAACAAGUUCGACUUUCCAGCUCACGUUGUCGGAGUGAAUCACUCGGCUCUGGAGGAAAUGGCACCUUACAUGAAGUACAAAAAAGUUGAUCUUGGAAUCGAUAACCUGGACGACAACCCACCUCUGCACAUAAGAAGAGCCUUGGCGAACGCGACACUCUCCGACGAUUAUAGGCUCAACCAACUCGAUCUCCCUGUUGGUAUACCGAGAUUCCUGGAAGCUUUGGCUCAAUUCUACUCGCCCCUCGUCGGUCAACACUUGGUACCAGGUGAGAACGUGUUCGCCACGAUCGGCGCGACUGGCGCAGUAUACGACGCUUUUCAGGGCCACACCUCACCCGGGGACGAAUGGAUCGUCAUCCAGCCUGCCUACACCAUGUACCUGCCCAUGAUCAAGAUGGCCCGCGGUGUGCCCAGGUUCACCAACCUCAAAUUACAGGCGAACAAGAGCGACGAGAUCACCGGCCAGGACUGGCUGAUCGAUCGCGAGCAGAUGGAGAGCCUCUUCACCAACAAGACCAAGGGAAUAUUGCUGAACAACCCGCUGAACCCAUUGGGCAAGAUCUACACCCUCGAGGAACUCGAGUUCAUCGCCGGACUUGCCAAAAAGUACGACACUCUCGUUAUUUCCGACGAGGCUCACGAGUGGAUCGCCCACAAGCCGCACAUUAGAAUCGCUUCCUUACCUGGAAUGUGGGAGCGCACGGUUACGAUCGGAUCAUCGAGCAAAUCGUUCAGUGCAGCCGGUUUCCGAGUUGGCUGGGCCUACGGACCGGCAAAUAUCUUGAACCACCUGAAAACCGUCCACGAGAGGACUGCGGAUAAUGCACCAACCCCAAUACAGGCAGCUCUAGCCAUCGGUUUCGAGCAAGAAUACCGUGACUUCGGCAAGCCCGACUCGUUCUUCGCGAUUCACAAUCGCGAGGUACAGGCCAAGCGCGACUUCAUGGUCGAGGUGUUCAAGAAGGUGGGUUUAAGGCCGAUCAUACCAGGCGGUGGAUACUGUAUGGCGGUCGACUGGACAACCCUCAAAGGAAAGCCUCUGCUGAAGACCAAUAAGGACGCGAGUAUGGAGUUCGUCAAGUGGCUGCUCAAGAAGGUCGGUGUGGUUUCACUGCCCCUCUCGUGGUUCUAUGCCGAAGGACACAAGCAUCUCGGAGAGAACUAUGCUCGAUUCUGCUUCCACAAGAAUGAAGACACCCUCAAGAAGGCGGAAGAGCAGCUGCAGCUGUUGUUACAGUACCGAUAAACUUGAAUAAGAAGAUCGUAAUGUUAUAAAUGAAUCUCCGUGUGCUGCCGUCGAGUCAACCAAGCAAUAUGCGCGGCUGUCUCAAAGAGCUAUACACACGAGUAUAGUUUUUAACGAUUUGUUAUAUCAAUUUAUUUAUUUCAUUUAUUUGGAUCUACUUGCUCCUCUUGAGGAAUGAAUAGAAAAGAAUACAUGUCAGUUAAGAUAUAAGUACAAGUGAAAUAAAACUACCAAAAUUAUGGCAA
Molecule: messenger RNA, 1695 nt
Organism: Nasonia vitripennis (jewel wasp)
Lineage: Eukaryota; Metazoa; Arthropoda; Insecta; Hymenoptera; Pteromalidae
Product: aminotransferase-like venom protein 2
Exons: 8
Coding region: 125-1450 (441 amino acids)
Biological process (GO): biosynthetic process
Cellular component (GO): mitochondrion; cytoplasm
Molecular function (GO): pyridoxal phosphate binding; L-kynurenine:2-oxoglutarate transaminase activity
Source: RefSeq, a predicted model, not a curated record